Molecule: messenger RNA, 1207 nt
Organism: Xylaria bambusicola
Lineage: Eukaryota; Fungi; Ascomycota; Sordariomycetes; Xylariales; Xylariaceae
Exons: 2
Coding region: 198-962 (254 amino acids)
Source: RefSeq, a predicted model, not a curated record
ACAACAACUGUGCAGGGUGUGACUAGAUCCUCCAGUAUCUAAGGAAUAAAACCAUCAUUGCCAGCCACAACAAUUCCUCCCCUCCUUUUCUAUUAUCGCUCGCUUUGCUCUUUCCAAGAUUCGAGAUCCUUGGAGGAGUUUAAUCAUUGAUCGAGGCUGGCCCUUUGCUAUACCUAAUAAUACAAACGACUUUCAAGAUGGCUUCCCGCUGGCGCAAGUUACUGACCAACCCACACGUGCUCGCAUCCUUCCUGCUUGCUAUCUCUAUUUGCUUCUCGAUGGUCAGCAUAAUUCCAAUUCUAUCCAAGCUGUACCUACUUCGAGCAGACUUCAGCACGGACGGUGAGAAUGCCACUAGCUCGACGGUGUGGUUCGGUAGCAUGGGCUAUUGCACGACAACCAUUAACAAUGGCGACCUUGCCUAUACACACCCUAUCACCAAAUGUUCUUAUACAAUCACCGGCUACAACGCCCAGGAAGCGCUAGAGCAAGAUGGCAGGACGAUAAUUUCUGUCCCUCAAGCCUCAAUCUUAUCAACCUUCCUUACUCACGGUCUAUACGUGCUAAACGCGCUCGCUCCCGUAUUAUGUUGUGUCAGUAUGGUGACCCACGAGGUUCUACGAAUGAGGCCCACGGCGAUGAGGUAUGCUGUGGCACUAGGGAGCAGUUUGUUAGCACUCCUCUUCUCGGGCAUUAUGUGUAUAUUCGAGCACUCUUUGGCAUCAUAUAUCUCGAAUGGGGACGCGGCGACGAAUACCACCUUCACGACAACCAGAGGGCCACUUGUUUAUACCAUCACGAUGGCCUUCUUGUGGCAGCUGGCCGCCUCUAUAGUUGGGUUCUAUAGCUGCAUUGGGGGCAAAUAUCGCUGUGAAGGCGGUAUUAGGCUGGGAGAUGAAAAGGGGCCCAACACGAAUGGCCAUUACUCAUCAUUAGAGGAAAAAUGCUGUCUCGAGAAAUGAUAGCCUAAUUGAAGUAGGAAUAUCUACCAAAUCUGUUUAAGCUCACUGUCGAUUAUCUAUUCAUGUCGUGCGUUAGGAGCACAUUUCCAAGCACUCGCCCGCCCAUUAAGGUCAACCAACAUGGUGUCUCGGGAUCAAGUAUUUUAUGUACGAACAAAACAUGCUGAAAUGUUUCCUAGGUGUGAGAACAAGCUCUAUUGACUGUGGGUUAGAAGACAUCUACUGGCCCCUUUUGACCUCCUCGC